AUGCUGGGGGGCGGCGCCGGAGGCGGUGGCGCGGGCCUGGGACUGGAGCUCUCGGCGGUGAUUCAGGCGGCCGUCGUCGGCCUCGUGCUCUUCUCCGCGGCCGUCAUCGCCGUGCGCCGCGCCGCCUCGCGCUACUUCGUCGUCGACGCCGCGGGGUUCGCCGCCUCCUACGACGAUCACUACCACAGCUCGCCUCACUACCCGAUGGGGAAUCCGCAGGAGCAGGGGACCGCCGCAGCGGACCUCACGGGGCCCUGCGCCGCGUGUGGUGGCGUCGCCUCCAAGAAGUGCUCCCGGUGCAAGCGCGUGCGGUACUGUUCCCAAGAUUGCCAGACAAAGCAUUGGCAAACGGAGCACAAAUUCAAGUGCAAACAAAUGAAAUCAUUGGAUCCUGCUGACAAGUUAUCCUGUGGAAUUGAGGCCAACAGUAAGAAAUCAUCAGGUUUCGGCCGCAUCUCAUUGGUGCCUGCCUGUAAAAAGAUAAGCAAGGGUCAGGUUCUCUUUCCUUAUGAUGAAUUCUUAAAAUUGUACAACUGGAAGGACCUUUAUGUUGUACCUUGUGGGCUUAUGAACUGUGGCAACAGUUGCUUUGCUAACGUGGUUUUACAAUGUCUCUCAUACACGAGACCACUUGUGGCCUAUCUCUUAGGAAUGGACCAUAGCAGGGAAUGUUCUAUGAGACAUGAAGAUUGGUGUUUUUUAUGUGAGCUACAAUGUCAUAUUCACAGAGCUAGUGGAAGUUUGCACCCAUUUGCUCCUACAAACAUUCUUUCUCAUCUGCCAAAUAUUGGUGGCAAUCUUGGCUUUGGUAGGCAAGAGGAUGCUCAUGAAUUCAUGAGGUUUGCAAUUGAUAAGAUGCAAUCUGCUUGCCUUGAUGAAUAUGGAGGUGAGAAGGCUGUAGAUCUUAGCACCCAAGAGACAACCAUUAUUCAGCACAUAUUUGGUGGGCGACUGCAGUCACAGGUUCAAUGCACUGCAUGUGGAAUGGUCUCAAAACGCUAUGAUAAUAUGAUGGAUUUGACUGUUGAAAUUCAAGGUGAUGCUGAAUCAUUGGAAAAAUGCUUGGAUCAGUUCACUGCUAUCGAGUGGCUUGAUGGGGAUAAUAAGUACAAAUGUGAUGGAUGCAACGACUAUGUGAAAGCACGGAAGCAUCUUUCAGUUCAUCAAGCUCCAAAUAUACUUACUAUCACUCUCAAAAGAUUCCAGAGUGGUAGAUUUGGGAAACUGAAUAAAAGAGUUACGUUCCCUAUGGAGUUAGAUCUGACACCAUACACGAGUUGCACUGAUGGAAGUGACCUGUAUGAUCUCUAUGCUGUGGUCGUUCAUCUGGAUAUGCUGAAUGCGUCAUUUUUUGGACACUAUAUAUGCUAUAUCAAAGGUUAUCAAGGAAGGUGGUAUAAAAUUGAUGACUGCAAGGUUAUGGUUGUUGAUGAGGAGGAAGUACAUGCUCAAGGCGCGUAUAUGCUUUUAUAUAGCAGGAGAAAAGCUCGUCCCAGGCCACUUGUUACAGUUGAUGAGUCUGUGAAACAGCAACAACAGUGCAAAUUGUUCCCUUCAAAUGGACAAAGCCACAUGAUACUAGCAGAUGCAACAUUAAACUGUGUAUCAUCUUUGAAGACUACAGAAGAUCAGUUACAGCAGGAUUGUGAAUCCAAUAAUGAAUCUUUGCAUGAAAUGGAUAUUAAGGACCAGGAGUCAGACUUGGAUCUACGUACAAGCAUUGAAGAUGACAAAUUCAUUAGCAAUGAAAAUCUACAUAUACCAGGUUCACUAGUAUCACAUGUUCUCGAAGAUGCUAGAGCUCCAGAUUCCUUUGCAGAGCAAUGCGAGGUGCAAGUUGGCCCUCCUUUAGAAGGUGGUCCUAUUACGAUGAGCUCUGUGCAGUUUGGCAACUCCACAAGCGAAGCAUCUUCAGAACAUUCCUUUGCAGAGCAAUGCGAGGUGCCUGCCUCAUGUAUUGAUUCAGUUGACUAUAUGGAUGUUGAUACUGAAGCUGGCACAGAAGUUGAGAGAUGGGACGGACAAAGACCUGUCUUAGAUGAUUCAGUUGGAAGGCCGAAUAAUAGCACAGCAAUUCUAACUGCAAAUGGGAUGUCAGGAGAACCCAAACCAUCAUUUUCCUCUGGUUUUUUUGAUAAGCUCUCAAGAAAAAGGUCUUCCUUUGCAGAAGAGGAUAGUGCUGGCUCUCCUCGAAAGUUAAAUGGCUAUUGCAAUGGACAUCUCAGCAGUCUAGAGCAAGGAGUUCUUGCCAACUCUGGAAGUGAAAAGUGCAAUGGAGAUACACUCGUGACAUCCAUUAAUGGCAAUUACUAUGCAGUCAAUGGUGAUAUACAAUCUAGCAAUGAUUCCUUGCAUGCAGACAAGAGAGAUGUGCCUUUUGUUUCUCAUGGCUUUGAGCCAAGACCUUACAAAGUACUAUCAGACAGCAACAACAAUUGCAGUAGGACAAGCAAUGGGAAACCUAAAGCUUGCCAAGGGGACAUGUCAUUUUUACCUCGGGGCUUCCUUGGAAGGCCUAGUCCUAGAGGAAUUUCAGUCAAAGCAGAUGAUGGCUUGCCAUUUAGUAAUGGUGCAUCAUCAUCCUUUGGGAAUGGAAAAAGUAAGUCAAGUAACAACUCAUCUUCUAUAGGUGGCUUGUCUCCUGGUUUCCUUACAAGACAUCGCAGGGAAUCCACGGUCCUAGGCACAAGCUCUGACAUUUCAAUGGAUACAAAAUCUAAUGGUGCUGCAGUAAUGCCAGACCAUGCAGAAGAAAGGGUUUCGGAUUGUACGACAAAUGGAUCUUCAUUCCAAAUAAGAGCAGCGUCCGACCACCUUGAUGAAAAUGGCCUUGCAAUUUUGACCACAAAAAAUAACAGCUGUGGGCAAGAAAAUGACAGUAAUGGAACCCCCAGCAUGAAUCAUGAUGGAUCUGAACAUGAUGGACUGCGCCGACGAAUAACCUCAAAAAAAUUUGAGCAGGAUGGUAUUGAUGCCCAAUAA
Molecule: messenger RNA, 2982 nt
Organism: Miscanthus lutarioriparius
Lineage: Eukaryota; Viridiplantae; Streptophyta; Magnoliopsida; Poales; Poaceae
Source: the annotation of a GenBank genome assembly